Cadophora gregata is the source of this 2131-nucleotide messenger RNA. RefSeq names its product TATA-box-binding protein (gene SPT15). Bases 647 to 1885 code for a protein of 412 amino acids. Gene Ontology annotation, biological process: DNA-templated transcription initiation. The transcript has 3 exons. Gene Ontology annotation, molecular function: DNA binding; RNA polymerase II general transcription initiation factor activity. NCBI's taxonomy places the organism in Eukaryota, Fungi, Ascomycota, Leotiomycetes, Helotiales, Ploettnerulaceae. The record is from RefSeq and is a predicted model, not a curated record.
GCCUUUUCGCGCGCGUUAUCUGGGAAGUCGUCUAUUUCGCAACAACCCCACCCCACCACAGUUUCUCCAUCCCCAUUUCCAUCGCAUCGCAUCGCAACGAACAGCGCACAGUCUGCAGUGCCCUGCUCAAUACAUUCAUUGAUCUAGGCGAUUCGAUUCGAAAUCCGAAUUCCGCAUCAAAGUACUGCGCUUGCGCCCGUUCGCGAUCUCGAAAUAGGAGAUCCUCCGCAGCUACAUUUCUCAGCCGCAAGAACAGGACAGGACAGGACCGGACGUCAUCACAUCCUCCCCUCCUCUCCACAAUACUAUACAUAACCUUCCUCCUCUUAAUAUUGUUGUCGGUCGCAAUCAAUAGCGAUCCGAUCAUCUCGUCGAGCAGCGCACUGUAGGGGAGACAUUGAUUUGUUCUUCUCCUCAAACGGUACGACUUCACCUUCCGACGUCAAGAACACAAUCACCCCGCCCCUCCUUUGUCACCUCCUCCUCCUCCUCCUUUCAUACUUCAUCAUCUCCUCACUCUCGACUUCGAGUCGCCAUAAAACGAUCUCGAACGUCAUCGCUCCCCCACACUCUCGAUCUGACAUUUUCCUCUUCAGACCUGCUCCUCACUCUCGAUCUAUCAAAUACAGAAGCGCAUACCUUCAAGAUGGAUCAGAUUCAGACACAUCCUUCGAACGCCGCACAGGCCAAAACCUUCAUCGCUCCGGGCUCUCUGUCAUUCCCAGGUGGUGCUGGUGAACUGACUCCUCCAUCCUCCGAGGCAGACAAGCAAAAUGUUCAGAGACCAGGACAGAUGAAUGGUGGUGUACAGCAGGGUGCCCAAGGCCAGAACGGUAACGGGGUGACUCCUGCGACGCCUGCUGCGACCCCUGGUGCGACGACGACUGGCGUCAGUGGUAUCGUUCCUACACUACAAAACAUCGUUGCCACGGUUAAUCUCGAUUGCCGACUGGACCUCAAGACGAUCGCCCUUCAUGCCAGAAACGCUGAAUACAACCCAAAGCGUUUCGCCGCCGUUAUCAUGCGUAUUCGUGAGCCAAAGACAACUGCUUUGAUCUUCGCAUCGGGCAAGAUGGUCGUCACCGGAGCCAAGUCUGAGGACGAUUCCAAGCUUGCAUCUCGCAAGUAUGCUCGCAUCAUCCAAAAGCUUGGUUUCAACGCAAAGUUCACGGACUUCAAAAUCCAGAACAUCGUUGGCUCCUGCGACAUCAAGUUCCCCAUUCGUUUGGAAGGUCUUGCAUCGCGCCAUCACAAUUUCAGCUCCUACGAGCCUGAGUUGUUCCCUGGUCUCAUCUAUCGUAUGAUCAAGCCGAAGAUUGUGCUCCUCAUCUUCGUUAGUGGCAAGAUUGUCCUCACUGGUGCGAAAGUCCGUGAAGAGAUUUAUCAAGCCUUCGAGAUGAUCUACCCUGUGCUUCAAGGUUUGUUCUCUCACGCCGUAUUUGGGCGGCUCAAACUAACCCUCUACAGAUUUCAAGAAAGUCUGAUCUGGCUAUGCCACGAUCUGCAUCAGUGGUACGAUCACUUGGCCUACACCCACCGCCAUGUACCAACACCUCCCUCCCCAAUACCAAUUGUACAAGUAUUGCCGAUUUACGAUAUUACGAAACCAUCCCCAAAAGCUUGCGCACUGGUGACAAGCACUGUCAUUAAACACACACAGUCUUGCUUGAUUCAUCAGUUGCCAAAACAACUCACUGCAUUGCACCGGCGUCUGGGGAAAAGAGUCGAGAAAGGCUCUCCAUAUUUGAUUUUACUUUUAGCAUGCUGCUUGUUUCUUGCAAAGAACAUAGAUUGCACACCCAUAGGCGAUGGCAUGUGCGCCGGACGAAGAUGCCGUCAUAAUUGCUCCUGGCCUUCACCGGUCCAGACAUUUUUCUUCUCCUGAGCAGGCUGUUGUUGCAUCAGGGGGAUCUCAGGCGGGAAGCCUUCGCGCAGGGCAGCAACUCCGACUUACUUUUUGACGUCGUGCUGACCCCUUUUUUUCUUUUUUUUUUUUUUUUAUAUACACAUCGUGUUGGCAGACCCUAGUGACCUCUUUUCCAAGGCGUACAUGCGUGGCUUUAGGUAGCUGGCUUGUGCUGAUGGUUUUGGGCUGUCGUCGAGGAAGUCGGCGAGUCUGCAAUAGAUAGAC